AUGGCUGAAGUCUGUCCCAUUGUUGGCACCACCAACACCGUCCUUCCUCCCAAACAUCCCGAGUUCGAUCUCUCGGCACCAGGACUCGUCUGUCCUGUCACCAAGGCUACGACUGACCACCACCACAAUCUGAGCAAGCAUCCUGGCAUCUUCAACAACAGUGACGACCUCUCGAACGCCUCGUCGUGCCCUGCCCUCUCCAAGAUCGUGUCGCGGCCAGAGCAACAGGCCAUGGACGAAGCCAUCUGCCCAGUCGUCGGAACCGUGUCCUCGGUCCUUCCUCCAGACCAUCCUUCCACCGCAAACGCAAAGGAAGGCGACGUCUGCCCAGUCACCAAUGCCACCCUUGGCCAUCACAAAGGGAAGGUGCAUGAACACCCAAGUCUUCAGGCCGUUUCCAAGGAAGCCGUCUGCCCUGUGGUGCACAAACAUGCCUGA
Exophiala spinifera is the source of this 438-nucleotide messenger RNA. RefSeq lists its product as uncharacterized. The transcript has a single exon. The coding region runs from base 1 to 438 and encodes 145 amino acids. Lineage: Eukaryota; Fungi; Ascomycota; Eurotiomycetes; Chaetothyriales; Herpotrichiellaceae. The record is from RefSeq and is a predicted model, not a curated record.